Synchiropus splendidus (mandarinfish) is the source of this 2001-nucleotide messenger RNA. RefSeq names its product RAB5C, member RAS oncogene family (gene rab5c). The record is from RefSeq and is a predicted model, not a curated record. Gene Ontology annotation, molecular function: GTPase activity; GTP binding. Lineage: Eukaryota; Metazoa; Chordata; Actinopteri; Syngnathiformes; Callionymidae. The transcript has 6 exons. The coding region runs from base 254 to 916 and encodes 220 amino acids.
UCAUGCGAUAUGUGACGCAAAAGUGGGCGGUUCCCGGAAAACAGCUAACCGGAAAGGAAGGCCGGAGCCCAAGAAGAAUAAGGAGACAGCCGAUGAGAGCAGCGAGAGAAGAAAAACAACAUUCCCCUUGGUGAGGUCUCCUCUUCCGGCUCGUCUACCUACCUCACCUGAACGGCUUCCCCUCUCCCCGCCUUCCUGGUGUUUGGAAUCACUUCCACGUUCUCCUUCAAUAUCACACCUAUUCCAAGUCAGCAUGGCAGGGAGAGGCGGCCCGGCUCGGACCAAUGGCACAGCUGCAAGCAACAAGAUCUGCCAGUUUAAGUUGGUGCUGCUGGGAGAGUCUGCAGUGGGCAAGUCCAGCUUGGUUCUGCGCUUUGUCAAAGGCCAGUUCCACGAGUACCAAGAGAGCACCAUUGGAGCUGCCUUCCUCACACAGACGGUAUGUUUGGAUGACACAACAGUAAAGUUUGAGAUCUGGGACACCGCAGGACAGGAGCGGUAUCACAGCUUGGCUCCCAUGUACUACCGAGGAGCCCAGGCCGCCAUUGUGGUCUAUGACAUCACAAACACAGAUACUUUCACACGUGCAAAGAACUGGGUGAAGGAGCUCCAGCGACAAGCCAGUCCAAACAUCGUCAUCGCCCUCGCAGGCAACAAAGCCGAUCUGGCAAACAAGAGAGCAGUAGAUUUUCAGGAAGCACAAGCUUAUGCAGACGACAACAGUUUGCUCUUCAUGGAGACUUCAGCCAAGACUGCUAUGAAUGUCAAUGAGAUUUUUAUGGCGAUAGCCAAGAAGCUUCCGAAAAAUGAGCCUCAGGGUGGCGCCGGCAGUGGUGGACGAGCCAGAGGCGGCGUGGACCUGCAGGAAGCCCCACCACAGGGACGGAGCGGGCAGUGCUGUGGGGGUGGGAACUAGCAAGCUGAUCCAACCAAUCGACCGCUUCGAUCAACCAGACCAGAUAUUAGCCAGCUGUCAAUUGAUGUCCGACUGGUCAGACACUCUCCCCAUCUUUCAAAACAGAAGUCAGUCAGGUCAAGACCAAAAUGUCCAAUUAACUGUUUGACAAAUCGACCACUGGCCAGUAAACUGCCCGAAUCCCCCCCCCCUCCCUCCCGAUGGUUCCAACUGACAGACCAGAAAUUAGCCCAACCUCUAUUGAUGAUGGGACACCUGUUGCCACUUUGGGGGAGCAAAUGUCUUGGGAAGGGAGGAAAAGAAAAAGUCAUUACCGGCGGCGCUUAGUCAAGGCGCCACGCUCGCUUUCAUUUCUGUAUUUAUGUAGAAAAAAAAAAAAGAUGCAACAAGAUGGAGGCGUCCUGCAGCCCCGACCCGCCUCGCACACAGACACGAAUCGCCAUCAUCGUCCCUGGGGGGGUUGCAGGUGCAUGCGGUGCUCCUUUCCUCUUCUGUCUUGUUCCCGGAAAAGUCGGACCAUGAGGCUUGAGGGGAAAACGGGCACAGGCAAAUAUUUCCUUCUUGAUAGAAGUGUAUAGAUGAAUUAUUGUUAUCACUAUUCUUGCUUUUCUUUGACACGGGAGCUUCAGUAUGAUUUUAAUAGACUACCUGAGGAUUUGCAAUCAUCCAUCUAUGUUAGCAGGCUAUAUACAGUAACAUGUACCUUAUUAACAUUGUCAUUUUAGCAUAAAUGUGAUAUUUCGCAAUCGUAACAUGGAAUAAAUUCAUUUGACCAAAAUCAUCUCACAAAUAUAUUGUAUGUAACUGUUCCAGUUUAUAAUCACUUAUAUUAAUAUAACAGUUCCUUCCCAAUCUUGACUUUUUUUUUUCAUUGUGAUGGAUUCUCUGAUGUCUUAAUUUUCUGAAGAUUUAUGGUAUUAAAUGCACUGGCUGUGUCUCAUCUGUGGGUUGAUAUUCUCAUGUUUCUUCUGUUUGUUUGCUUUUCUGAUUCUUUGUUUUUACUCAUCAUAUCAGGGAGGGGGAUUGCUUUCCACAGUGCCGGCGUCUUGGUUUUUUUGUUUUUGUUUUUUUUUUUGCAUUAACAA